AACGUGAGUUUUAUUUUUUUAUCUCUUGUUUAAGAAAGAGACAUGGAGAAAGAAAUUAUAAGUGAGGUGUAUUUAGUGAUAUAUUCUAUAUCGAAGGACUUGUGUCUCGCUCCGAUAGAAACGAUAGUAACGCUAUUUACUAUAAAAUAUUGCGAGUCUCCAGUUAGCAUCAAUUUAAUACCGAGCAAGCAAGAUUUAAGCGAACAAGCGUACACGAUAGAUCUCACGAAUUUCGUUUACAAGAUUGUAAAUAUAAAUGAAAUACCUUACUACGCGAGCCUGUGCGAAUUACCGAUUGUCACUGCGAAUGACAGCUGCAUGGCUGGUUUGUGCACAGUAUUAAGACAAAUUGUAAAAAGCGCCCCAGAAUAUUCAUUGCAUACUACUAAGUUAUUAGGCUUUAAGGAUUCCUGUUUGAUUGCUUGCUCCGAGUCAAGUGUGUGGACAAAAUUUUGUGAGGUUGAUUUAAUUUUAACUCUGAAGUCUUUGGACUCAAAGAAUUUGGAGAAAUCUGUACUGCCCGUUAGCUUAGCUAGAUUCGAGUGUCACAUGUCUCAACCAGUUAGACUGCACAAUUUGUACAAGUAUACAAUGUCCAAAAAGUUCGCUGCGCUCGAUAUAUCUAAAUGGGAUAAGACAGAUCUGCCAGAACACAAGUACGUGGAAAAUGUGUAUAUUACGUUAUCUGACAUAAUUAUAUUUGUGUGCAUGCACAUUCUGCUGAAUAUGUUUCCGAGCCAGAUGAUAUCUGAGCUAGUACCACUGACUACCAAAUGGUACAAUGUAAUGUUAGCAGAUCAGUUCAUAAUGCGAUGUCUAAGCUGUUUACGUUCAUCAACAAGCUUUUCAGACGUUCUCCAGUAUACGCUUCCAGUUGUAGUAAACGAGAGCUUGUACAAGAAAGAUCCUAAACGAUACAAACCGAGAAACCGCAUUUACACAAAGCAAGAGGAUAUAGAACGUUCGUUGCAGUUGGUCGAAGGAAUGAAAAUCUUAAUGCAGCUCGACAUUGGACCAUUUGGCGCAGAGAUAAAUCUCGAUUGGUCUAAUGUCCCUUUUGAGGCCACACCAGCAGGCGGUUCAUUGCCACCUACGAGGCUGCAGCAAAAGCAAGAGCAACUGCAGAAUUUAUGCAAACCUGUUCUGAAAUUGGCGAAGGCGGGUAAUACUAUUGUGGAUUUUUGCUCGGGUAGCGGCCAUUUGGGAAUAUUGGUAGCAUACUUGCUGCCUCGUUGCACGGUUAUUCUGCUAGAAAAUAAAGAGGAGUCCUUAAAUAGAGCUAAGGAAAGAGUACGAAAGUUGAAGUUAACGAACGUCAAAUUUUGUCAAUGUAACUUGACUUUUUUUAAGGGUGAUUUCGACAUUGGCAUGUCAUUACACGGUUGCGGUUUGGCGACAGAUCUGGUUAUUCAAUGUUGUAUACGAAAAAAUGCGAUUUUCGUGAGUUGCCCUUGCUGUUAUGGCGCGCUGCGGGAUGGUCAUCAGAUAACAUAUCCGCAGAGCGAUGCUUUCAAGGAGCAUAUCAGUAAUAAAGAAUACUCAUACUUGAGUCAUGCAGCGGAUCAAACGCAUGACGAACGGAAUAUUAAGACUAAACAAGGUUACAGAUGUAUGACGAUUAUAGACACGGACAGAAAGCUGUUUGCUGAACAAUUUGGGUACAAAGUAUAUCUUGCUAAAUUAAAUCCAGAAACGUGUACACUUAAGAAUCACUUAUUAGUUGGUAUACCGAAGAUAAACUAAUAUAUGGCAAUUCAUAUGAUAAUUGAAUGAUUUUUGCAAAUAAAUGGCAUUUAUAUUGAGAACAUUCA
This is a messenger RNA of Solenopsis invicta (red fire ant), 1811 nucleotides long. RefSeq names its product glutathione S-transferase C-terminal domain-containing protein homolog (gene Gstcd). NCBI's taxonomy places the organism in Eukaryota, Metazoa, Arthropoda, Insecta, Hymenoptera, Formicidae. The transcript has a single exon. The record is from RefSeq and is a predicted model, not a curated record. The coding region runs from base 43 to 1743 and encodes 566 amino acids.